GCGCCGAGUCCGCGCUACCGGCAGCGCUCUGGGAGCAGCACGCUGCGGCCGCUCCGAGCAAUGAUUAACCUGGCGGGGCGGCCGGCGCAGGGCCCGGGGCGGAGGCGUGGGGCCGGGGCGGGACCCUGGAGGGCCGCUCGGCUUCCUGCUUUUGCCCAAGUCUCCUCGUAGAGGGCGCCGCAACGGCCGGGGCCCGCGGAGCGGCGCGGCGUGGCGCAGGGCGAGGUGCCGGGCGCGCGUGGGCGCGGAGCCUGUCGCCGGGGUCACCAUGAGGACUCUCCGCAGGUUGAAGUUCAUGAGUUCGCCCAGCCUCAGUGACCUGGGCAAGAGAGAGCCGGCCGCCGCCGCGGACGAGCGGGGCACGCAGCAGCGCCGGGCCUGCGCCAACGCAACCUGGAACAGCAUUCACAACGGGGUGAUUGCCGUCUUCCAGCGCAAGGGGCUGCCCGACCAGGAGCUUUUCAGCCUUAACGAGGGCGUCCGGCAGCUGCUGAAGACGGAGCUGGGGUCCUUCUUCACGGAGUACCUACAGAACCAGCUGCUGACAAAAGGCAUGGUGAUACUGCGAGACAAGAUCCGCUUCUACGAAGGACAGAAGCUGCUGGACUCGCUGGCAGAGACCUGGGACUUCUUCUUCAGCGACGUGUUGCCCACGCUGCAGGCCGUCUUCUACCCGGUGCAGGGCAAGGAGCCGUCGGUGCGCCAGCUGGCUCUGCUGCACUUCCGGAACAUCCUCACCCUCAGUGUGAAGCUGGAGGACGCGCUGGGCCGGGCCCACGCCCGCGUGCCCCCCGCCGUCGUGCAGAUGCUGCUGGUGCUGCAGGGGGUGCACGAGUCCCGGGGAGUGACCAAAGACUACCUGCGCCUGGAGACGCUGAUCCAGAAGGUGGUGUCGCCCUACCUGGGCACCUACGGCCUCUACUCCAGCGAGGGUGCCUUCACACACUCCUGCAUCCUGGAGAAGCACUUCCUGCGCCGCUCCCGAUCGGGGGACAUCCUGGCCAAGAACCCGGUGGUGCGGUCCAAGAGCUACAACACGCCACUGCUGAACCCCGUGGCGGAGCACGAGGCCGAGGGCGCGGUGGCCGGCGGCACAGGCAUCCGCAGGCACUCGGUCUCCGAGAUGACGUCCUGCCCUGAGCCCCAGGGCUUUGCUGACGCACCCGGCCAGGACCCUGCUGGGACCUUCAGACCCUCCCCGGCGCCCCCGUCGGGGCCCUGCCCCAGCAGACUGUACCCCCUGGUGCAGCCCCCUGAGCCUGGCCCAGGCCCGGCCCGCAGCUCCCCAGCCUCAUCCAGCCCCGAGAACCUGGUGGACCAGAUCCUGGAGUCGGUGGACUCGGAUUCGGAAGGGAUCUUCAUUGACUUUGGCCGGGGCGGUGGCCGUGGCACGUCUGAGUCUGAGGGGGCAGGGGGCCGGCAGAGCGUCGUGUGACCCAGGCCUUGUGUUUUUACUGACCCCGCGUGUACGCCUGUGCGGUGCGUGAGUGCGAGAGUUUUCUACUCUGUCCCGUCCAGUCCCGUCGGCCUCAGCCACUGUGGCAUUCCUGAGUCUUUGCCGAAAAGACCGUCGCCGCCCGAGACCCCGAGACCCCGGCACCUUUGUUCUGGGGCGUCAGGGGCUCAGGUGCAGGGCAGCCUCCUGUGCGUGGAACAGGCCUGGCUGUUGCCUGCGCCCCAGCCUGCUCAGCCCUCCAGUGUCCACACCAUGGAGACUGUGAACCCCUCAGCUCGGCCAGGCCCCCAGAGAGACCCCCAGGGUCAGUGGCAGAACUGCCUCCCCGCCCCCCGCUCGCCUCGGGCCACAGCGUGACCUCCUGUGUGCACCUCUGUCCCAGACCCUCCACGCGGCCUGUCCUCGCUCGGCCUGGGGUGGCCGUGGGCGGGAAGCGGGUGGAAUAAAACUUGUCUGCCCGG
Mesoplodon densirostris (Blainville's beaked whale) is the source of this 1917-nucleotide messenger RNA. It is a transcript of the gene PRR5, whose product is annotated as proline rich 5. Lineage: Eukaryota; Metazoa; Chordata; Mammalia; Artiodactyla; Ziphiidae. The transcript has 8 exons. The coding region runs from base 269 to 1435 and encodes 388 amino acids. Gene Ontology annotation, biological process: TORC2 signaling. Gene Ontology annotation, cellular component: TORC2 complex. The record is from RefSeq and is a predicted model, not a curated record.